Molecule: messenger RNA, 1221 nt
Organism: Drosophila ananassae
Lineage: Eukaryota; Metazoa; Arthropoda; Insecta; Diptera; Drosophilidae
Product: THUMP domain-containing protein 1 homolog
Exons: 1
Coding region: 72-1073 (333 amino acids)
Biological process (GO): tRNA modification
Molecular function (GO): RNA binding
Source: RefSeq, a predicted model, not a curated record
AUAUAGGCUUUUUUUGGCGCUCCGCAUACUGCCACUCUUCGAUUUUGCAAGCCGGUUGAAACUUUCGUCCUAUGGAACCUCAUUCAAAGAAAUCCAAGAUGACAAACAACCACAAGUUUAAGCAGAACAAGAAGAAGUACUUCCAGUCCUCCAAGAAGCAGUACCUGCAGGCGGGCCAGCGCGGAUUCUUCGCCACGUGCAACAUCAACGAGAAAGCAUGUGUUCGCGAGUGCUACAAUUUGUUGAACCACUACGCCGAUUUGCUCUACGGCCCGGAGAAGCACGAAGAAAACACUCAAAAGAAGCCGGACGAACAGGAAACAGCUGGGGGAGACGGAGACAAGCCCAAGAAACCCUCCAGCGAGGAAGAUGAUGAUUUGGAGGCAGCUGCCGCCAAGUGCCGCGAGUCCAUGGCGCCGCGCAAGGUGCGCUUCCAGAACGUGGACACCGGCACCAACAAUUGCGUGUUUAUUCGCACUCUGCUCGAUGAUCCGGUAACUCUGGGCAAGCACAUAGUCCAGGAUAUUGCCACUACCGGAAAGUCCAUGUCCCGAUUUGUGCUGCGCUUGGUUCCCAUCGAAGCUGUGUGCCGCGCCAACAUGUCGGACAUCAUCGAGGCGGCCGGAGCACUCUUCGAUAAGCACUUCCUGAAGGAGCCCACCAGCUAUGGGAUCAUCUUCAACCACCGCUACAACCAGAAGAUCAAACGCGAUCAGAUUAUCACUCAGUUGGCCGAGCUGGUGAACUCCAAGAACGUGGGAAACAAGGUGGAUCUGCAGAAGGCCCAGAAGUCGAUCAUAGUUGAGGUGCUGCGCGGAUGGUGCUUGCUCAGCGUCAUUGACAACUACCUCGAGUGCAAGAAGUUCAAUCUGGCCGAGCUGGCCAAUCCCAGUGAUAAGAAGUCGAACGGCGAGGGAGAUUCUAAGUCUGAGAAGUCCGCAGAGGAGGAUGUUAAGGAUGCAGGAGAUGCUAAGUCAACUGAGAAGUCUAGCGAGGAGGAGAAUGCGAAGUCGGAAGAGUCUUCGGAGGAAGAGAAGUCUAACGAAGCUGCCAAGGAAGACAAGGAGGCUUAGCAAGAGUCCAAAGAGCUUGACCUGACUACAAACAUAAAUAUAUAUCCACCCAUUAGAUAUAGAUAGACUUAUAACUGCCCAUUACCUGCUGUGCAGAAUGUGAAUAAACGUUGCAGCUCAAGAAUAGCUGUUUAUACUUUGUUAAUAA